Messenger RNA from Rhizopus microsporus ATCC 52813, 1871 nucleotides. RefSeq lists its product as uncharacterized. The transcript is spliced from 7 exons. Gene Ontology annotation, biological process: phospholipid metabolic process. Lineage: Eukaryota; Fungi; Mucoromycota; Mucoromycetes; Mucorales; Rhizopodaceae. The record is from RefSeq and is a predicted model, not a curated record. The coding region runs from base 479 to 1795 and encodes 438 amino acids. Gene Ontology annotation, molecular function: glycerophospholipase activity.
GAGCUGGCGUGGGGAAAUAAGGAGCAGGCAGAGCAAUGCUCAAAGGCAGACUUGAUCAUUGCUUCUGACGUACUUUAUGAGGCACAUUUUUUCGAAGAUUUAGUGAAAACGUUGGUGGAUUUAUCAAAAGAUACAACGCGUAUCUAUAUUGGCUAUAAACGCCGCGGAUUCAGUCAAGAAGAAGAACAAAUGUUUUGGAAUCUAUGCGAGUCGAAUGGGUUUCAAGUGAUCUUGUUAGAAUACGAUAGGAACCAGGACGUAGACGAUAUCUUGGUUCCACCAAUAGCAGUAGAAAUUGGCGUUCAAAUAUACCGUUUGCUUCCAGUUUAGAUCAAUCACCUCUCUCCUUUAUGUCUCUCAUUUCUCUCUCUCUCUCCUUUUUGUUAUACAUGUCUCAUUAUCACAAAGUAAACAAAAAGUGUGUAUAAAAAGUGAAAAAUAAAACACGCCUACACUUGUUUUGCUUUUUUUUUUGUCCAUGUUUUAUGUUCGAGGAAAGUAUUUCCUUUCAUCGUUCUCUGACCCAACAGCUUUAGACCAAAUAGAAGAAGGAGAUAGUGCUUCCUCGCUCAAAGAACCACUGACACCAUCAAUCAUUAUACACUGCUUUAUAACUGCCGUUGACAUAUUGCCCACGUUUUUACUUGUUGCAUCAUUCAUGUCCAUACUGGCUUAUCUAUAUUCAAUCUUUCUUUUGCCUCUAGUGACAACCUUACCAGUAGAUCCUGUCGUUAACAUCUCAGUUCCCUUAGAUAUUGGGUGUCCCUUACUAAAGCCUAGGUCUACCUCAGCUCAGAGUGUGCAUGAUUUGCGCCCAGAUGAUAUCAAGAUUGUAGCAGGACUGGGAGAUAGCGUCAUGGCUGGAUUCGCUGCAAAAGGUGUUCAAGGACAGUUUCUUAAUAUACAGAAUCUAUAUGAAAAUAGAGGUGUUAGUUUUGCAUUGGGAGGUGACCCGAAUACUAUCACGGUGCCUAACAUACUACAUUAUUAUUCUCACAGUCUUUAUGGUGCGUCUGUAGGAGACCAUCUUAUCAGUAUUUGCUUUGGAAACCAAAUAUGUCCCAAGGGACAGUAUAGAGAGGAUAUCGACAUCCUUAACGCUGCUCAAUCAGGCGCUCGCAGCCUAAAUCUUGAUCAUGAGUUAGAUUACACGAUGGAUGUACUACAAAAAGCAUACGACGACAAUAUAACCAAACCGACAGAUUGGAAGCUGAUUACUAUCUUUAUUGGCUCAAAUGAUAUAUGUCAUAGCUGUACAGAACCUACUUCUUUACCUGUGCCAUUUGCAGCCAAUGUUCAAACCGCUAUCGAACGUAUUCGUAAAUCCAUGUCGCACGUACUGGUACAGAUAAUUGGUAUUAUGAAAGUACAAGAUAUUGUCGUUGCUACUUCCAAUUAUACAGAUUAUUGUAGGCCCAUCAAAGGAAGUAACUUUAUAGGACAUGACCAUGAGUGUGAAUGCUCGCAUUCUGAAGCUAAUCGAACGAUCAUGAACACAUUGUUUCCAGAGUACAAUGCGGCACUUCUGCAGGCGGUGAAUUACUAUAAACAACCUCCGAGUGAUACCUUUGCUGUAGUCUAUCAGCCAUUACUUGUUGAUAUCAUGAGUUUCCCAAUACAAGCUAUCAGUAAUAUCGAUUGCUUUCAUCCUUCAACACUGGCUCAUUCAUGGUUUGCUAAAAUGCUUUGGAGAAUGAUGUUUUUGCCUCCCAAUGAAAAGAACAUAAUGUUAAAAUAUGAUGCAACUGCACCUAUUUAUUGUCCAAAUGAAAAUGACAGGAUUCAAACUUUAUAAAAAAAAAUGUCAUCAUCUCACAAGUUCCUUUAUUGCUGUUAUAGUUUAUAAAAUAGAGAGAUGCUUCUUUUUUGCG